CCACUCUGGUCAGCCAAGCGGUCUGACUUCCCAUUCAACAUGAAGUCUCUCCUUAUUCUGGGGCUUGUCCUCCUUUCUGUCACCGUCCAGGGCAAGGUCUAUGAAAGGUGUGAGUUAGCCAGAACUCUGAAAAGACUUGGCAUGGAUGGCUUCAAGGGAAUCAGCCUGCCAAACUGGGUGUGUUUGGCCCAAUGGGAAAGCAGUUAUAACACACGAGCUACAAACUACAAUCCUGGAAGCAAGAGCACUGAUUAUGGGAUAUUUCAGAUCAAUAGCCGCUACUGGUGUAACGAUGGCAAAACCCCAAAAGCAGUUAACGCCUGUGGUAUAUCCUGCAACGUUUUGCUGCAAGAUGACAUCACUCAAGCUGUAAAAUGCGCAAAGAGGGUCGUCAGUGAUCCACAAGGCAUCAGAGCAUGGGUGGCAUGGAAAAAUCAUUGUCAAAACCGAGAUCUCACUCAGUAUACUAAGGGUUGCGGAGUGUAACUGGAAUUUUUCCUCUUCAGCUCAUUUUGUCUCUUUUUCAUAGUAAGAGAGUAGUUGAAUACUGUUCUUUCACACAAAUAAUGUUUUUACAGAAGUAGGAGCAAAAUAUGGUCUCUCUUCUAAGAUGCUAAAUGCUUCUUUUCAGUCCUUAGUUGGCUUUUUCUCUGCUAUUAUUUUUAACUGUGGCAGUACCCCAGGACUCAAGCCUAUAAUCAUUUUAUAGACUACAUAUUUUACUUAU
Messenger RNA from Rhinolophus ferrumequinum (greater horseshoe bat), 727 nucleotides. RefSeq names its product lysozyme (gene LYZ). NCBI's taxonomy places the organism in Eukaryota, Metazoa, Chordata, Mammalia, Chiroptera, Rhinolophidae. The coding region runs from base 40 to 486 and encodes 148 amino acids. The transcript is spliced from 4 exons. Gene Ontology annotation, biological process: defense response to Gram-positive bacterium; defense response to Gram-negative bacterium. Gene Ontology annotation, molecular function: lysozyme activity. The record is from RefSeq and is a predicted model, not a curated record.